This is a messenger RNA of Symbiodinium natans, 891 nucleotides long. The record is from the annotation of a GenBank genome assembly. Lineage: Eukaryota; Dinophyceae; Suessiales; Symbiodiniaceae.
AUGUCGGAGCCGACUCCUACAGUCGAGGUGUCUGGGCCUUCAGACGACUCUGGGGGCAAGGCGGACCUAACGCCCUACCGGGUGUUAGCAGUGGACGGCACCGAGUUGCUGGUGAAUCUUCCGCCGGACGCGUCCGUGUACGACUGCUGCCUAGCCGUCGCGGGUAUGAAGCGCCUGGCCGUGUCCCAAGUGCGCCUCAUCGCAGGCGGGGAGCCCCUUGUCUGCACAAGGGCGCGGGCGCUUCGGGAAGUCUGUGGCGCAGCCGACCUGAUGAUGGUCGUGGCCAGCAGCUACGCCCUGGGCCGAGCGGUAGGGACCCUGCAACUUGGUUGCGAGGCAACGGAGUUCGAGCACUUCCCGCCUUCGGCGUUUCAAGAUCACGCCGAGGUGGGCUCCGAGCUUCACCUCUGCCAAGGCCAGAAGGUGUCCGCCUUCUCACUGGUGUCGAAGCUGCGAGCUGGUGGAGUGGCCUUCACUGGGCCCCUGUUGCACUCCGAAGCCCCCGACUGUCCUCCUCUGUCGGGUCGGGUGCUGAUGCGAAUUGUGCUGCACACCAGGAGCUUUGCUUUGGGCAUCGGUGCCGGCACUGCCAGUGUCGACGUCAACAGAGAUCCCGAGCACGACCCGGCCUUCUUCGGCCUGUACCACGGAGGAUCCACCAGGAAUGUUGCAGCUCGGGCAAGGCGAACUCACAGGGCAAGCAAGGGUGACUGGAAUCACGACAUCAAGCUGGCCGUCCUCUUCGACAUCGACCAAGGGACGAUGCAGUGCUACGAGAACUUGGAGCCCUUCGGCCCCAUGUUCACGGAGCUUCCGGCUGAGCCACUGUGGCCAGUGGUCGUCUUCUUCGGACCCGAGGAUGCUGCCAGCAUCGCAGUGGACAGCGUGUGA